Molecule: messenger RNA, 1396 nt
Organism: Drosophila nasuta
Lineage: Eukaryota; Metazoa; Arthropoda; Insecta; Diptera; Drosophilidae
Product: serine protease 1-like
Exons: 2
Coding region: 502-1296 (264 amino acids)
Biological process (GO): proteolysis
Molecular function (GO): serine-type endopeptidase activity
Source: RefSeq, a predicted model, not a curated record
UUAUAAAAAUGUUCAAGUAUUAUAAUUUGCAAUGCCAUCUACAAGAGAACCCGUUCUUUUUGCUUUAAUAGUGUUGUUAUAUAAAAUUAAUUGAAAUUAAAUUUAAUUAUCAAAACCCUAAUAUUAGUCAUUCUAAUACUCACAUAUAAUAUAUUGAGAAUAAAGCGAUAGCGGUUUACACCGGUACAUAAAACACGAAUCAUACUAAAAUAUACUUAAAGGAUUAUGUGCUAAAAGUAACUCGCUAAAGUCAACUACAUAAAAGAAUAGAUAGUAAAAAUAAAUAUAUGUAUAUCCCAAAUAUAUAAUAUAAAUGAACUCUAAUCCUCUAAACCGUACAUAAGGGUACACAUAUUUAUAUAAUUUAUGCGGGCAAAGCAUAACCUCAGAUUUAUUUUCAAUUUAACGAUAAUAAAUUUAAGGUUUUGAGAGGUAACCUGACAGCCUAUAUAAGGCGGGUGUUAAAUUAUUUACACUCAUUAGUUUUCAGAAGGUUUCAAUAUGAAGCUGCUCGUCGUAUUCGCUUUGACUCUGGCCUACGCCUCGGCUUCGGUUCUUCACGGCUUCAAUUCCUUAGAGGAUGAUACCAAUGUCGGCAUUAUCCAUGGACAUAAUGCUGCGCCCGGACAGUUCCCCUACCAAGUUCAACUAAUUUCUCCAGAAGGCUUGCAAUGCGGUGGCUCUCUGAUUAGUCAUCGUUGGGUUCUGACCGCCGCUUCCUGCACAGAACACUUCGAUAAUGUCACAGUUCACUUGGGUAGUAUUCGAAGAUCGGCCCCGCGGGUAACGUACAUUGUUAGUAAGAAGGACAUCAUCAUUCAUGAAGACUUUAACAGAUAUACGGUUAGUGCCGAUAUCUCACUUAUCCGCAUUCCAUACGUUAAAUACAGCAGACAUAUUAAGGCUGUAAAGCUACCGAAGAUCAAAAGAUCCUAUCCCUCCUAUGAUGGUUGUAAUGCUAACAUUACCGGCUGGGGAAGGACCUCGUUUGAUUCCACCCAUGAACCCGAAAUACUCCAAUACGCCAAAGUAGGGAUCAUAAGUAUAAAAGAUUGUAAGAAGAAGUUUGGAAAACUUGGAAAAUAUAUUUGGCCUUCCCUCAUCUGUGCCUCAAUCGUCUCAGCCGAAACUUGGGAAGGCGAUACUGGCAUCCCAUUAGUGGAAUUACGUAGCUCGGUACAGAUCGGUAUAUCAUCCGUUGAUAGCCCAAAACCCGAACUCGAAUACCCCUCUAUAUUCACCCGAGUGACUAGUUAUCUCAAAUGGAUCAAACGCCACACCAAACUCCCAUUGUGACAUGUAUAGUUUAAAAUAAAAGUAGCACGCAUUGCGCUGGAUUGUUUAGUUUCGUUAACUGAUAGUAAUUAAAUAAAAUGAAAUAAAAAUGUAAAGUGAU